CGGUAUCACACAGGGUUGCUAAUAUUGGUUUUUUUAUGCGCAAAUUCAGCAAUUUUGAUUUUUUGAAGCACGUUCAGUGUCGAAAUUCAUGUUUGAUGUUUUGGCAUUUACUUGACUUGUUGAUAUAUAUUCUAGUUUCUACUAUUAAAAUGGGCUGCAGUACGGUAUAUAGUGUGCAACAAUACCUACUGCUUAGCUACCCCCAGGAAUUGUUUUUCUUGUUUAUUAUUUUAAAACCACAACCAAACUUUUGCAGCUACUCAGAUAGAUAUUCAAGCAGGGGUGUUGUGAAUUUAGUUUUUCACGUUACAUUGUUAUUUGUCAGUUUUUAGUUAUGUUUAUGAAAAAAUUUGAAAAUUAAAUAAUUAAUUGUCAUUAAGCCUUCCAUUAUUCCGAGGAGCUUCAGUUUAAUCAGUCAAUAUUCAACUUCAUUUAUUACAUAGCUUCGAGAUUGCGAUGUGUACUUAUUUAAUCAGGCAUUGCCUUUCGUUAUGGUUAAUUUUUUUAUUGUAAUCUUUGUUUUAUGAAGCAAGGUUUAUUUGUGAUGAACUGUGAAGUCAAACUCUUUUCAUUUAAUUUCUCUAUUGUUUAAGGUAUUAAUUAAUAGUGGUAUAAUCAUAAGCAGUACUUUAUAAAAUCAAAUGAAGUCAUCUCAGAAAUGGAAGAAAAAAUCAAUACAGAUUCUAAAGAACAAGCUGUUGAAAUUUUACAACAAUUGAAUGAAUAUCGUAAAACUGGACGUCAUUGUGAUUUCAUGAUCAAAGCUGGAUCUGAGGAACUUCCUGUUCAUAAGAAUAUUGUGUCGGCAAGUUCCGAUUAUUUUAAAGCAAUGUUAUCUCAUGAAAAUGUUGAAACAAAAUCUGGUGUCGUUGAAAUAAAGGAAUUUGAUGAAGUUUGUGUUAAAAAAUGUGUUGAUUUCAUUUACACUGGAGAUGCUUAUGUUGCCAAAGAAAAACGUGAAACACUCAUGGGUGUCGCUCACAUGAUGCAGCUGCAAAGACUUUGUGAUAGUAUUGCAAUUUUUCUGGAAGAUGAUCUUGAUCCUAAAUCGUUUUUUCAAACUAAAAAAAUUGCGAAUAGGUACAACUGUAAACAACUUGAGGAAAAAUGCAACCAAUUUGCAUUGCAACGUUUUAAAGAAAUUGCCCAGUCUGAUGAGUUUAUGGAUCUUGAUGAAAAAUUUAUUUCAUUUUUGAUGGAAUCAAAUGAAACAAAAGCAAAAGAAGAAGGGAAAUGUAAGAUGUUGUUAGCAUGGACCAAACAUGAUAUUGAUGAAAGAAAGGAAUGUUUUCUUAGUUUGGUGAUGAAAUUUCAGUUGACAAAAAUGACUUUGUCAUAUAGAAGAUUUCUUGUUGAAAAUGAACCAUUGAUAUUUGAAUCUAUGCAGUCUAUCCAGUCCCUGACUUUGUCAAUAUUAGACAGUCAUGGGGAUAUCAGCUCAAAAGAUUUUAAUUUUAAUUUAAAAAAGAAUAAACAGCUAUUUGUUUUUGAUCAAACUUCUCAAAGAAUGCAUUCUCUUGAUGUUGCUGAUAAAACAUCGACACCAAUGCAAACCAUAGAUCAAGCAAUUAUACAGAAUGUAUAUUCUGCUGUAGUGAUGGAAUCUUACAUUUAUGUGAUUUGUACAAAUAAAUUAUUUUAUAGACUUGAAUAUGCUGAAUCAAAUGCAAAGUGGGAACAAAUGACAAAUACAAAUCUUCAGAAUGCAUGUGUAGUUGCACUUGAUGGUUUUGUUUAUGGUAUUGAGUAUGGAAAGCACUCAAACAUUAUGGAAAGAUAUGAUCCAUCAAAUAAUGAAUGGACCAGACUUACGAACAAAUCAUUGAUUCUAGCUUGUGAAUCUUUGGUGGCUGCUUGUGGAAAGGUGUUUUGUAUUGCAGGAUAUUCUAAUCAGCAAUGUCGAGCAACAAAACAAGUUGAGAUUUAUGAUCCUGUCACAUCAACUUGGUCAAUGGAUAAUGGAUCAUUGAAUGAAGCAAGAUAUCGUGCUUCUGCUACUGCUACAGAGGAAGGUAUAUAUGUUAUGGGAGGGUAUAAUGUUAAUGGGGGUACAGUUCUGAAUACUGCUGAAUUUCGUUCAUCUGUAACUAAAACCUGGAUGAUGUUGAAACCAAUGAAAAAUGCAAGACAAUGGUGCAGUAGUUGUGUGAUUGAUGACAAAGUUUAUGUCAUUGGUGGAAAUGGAAAUCUUGCAAAUAUAGAGGAAUAUGAUCCUGAAACAAAAGAAUGGAAAAUCAUUGAAACAAUACAAGGAAAAAAUAUAAUUCCACUGGCAACUGUUGCAAUAUCUAUAUAACAUUAAUUACUCUUAUACUUCACAAAUAUAGUUCUCAUAUUCUUCAUGA
Styela clava is the source of this 2345-nucleotide messenger RNA. The record is from RefSeq and is a predicted model, not a curated record. NCBI's taxonomy places the organism in Eukaryota, Metazoa, Chordata, Ascidiacea, Stolidobranchia, Styelidae.